Gigantopelta aegis is the source of this 7572-nucleotide messenger RNA. Its product is annotated as zinc finger C2HC domain-containing protein 1B-like. The coding region runs from base 14 to 1000 and encodes 328 amino acids. The record is from RefSeq and is a predicted model, not a curated record. The transcript is spliced from 11 exons. Lineage: Eukaryota; Metazoa; Mollusca; Gastropoda; Neomphalida; Peltospiridae.
CAGACAUUCCAAGAUGGCAGCGAACGAAGUAGCACUUCAGCUGUUCCCAUGCAAAGUCUGCGGAAGAAGCUUCGUCAAGGAAUCUCUGGCUAAGCAUCAGAAUGCCUGUCAGAAGGUCAGCAAGCCCCGGAAGGUGUUCGACUCGUCCAAACAGCGAGUCACCGAGGACCUGCCUCUACGGCAGAUAAAAAAUGCCCAGAAGAAGUCUGGCAAAGACGUUGUGCAGCCGCCCAAGAGCAACUGGCGAGCCAAGCAUGAAGAUUUUGUAAACAGCAUCCGCGCGGCCCGCGACGUCACGAAGGCUCAGAUGGAGGGCAGGCCACUGCCGCCUCCCCCACCGCCAUCUAUCAACCCAGACUAUGAACAAUGUCCAUACUGCGAUCGUCGGUUCAACCGGAAAGCCGCAGAGCGCCACAUCCCCUUCUGCAAGGAGCAGAGUUUGAAAAAGGGCCCACUCCCCCCGGCAAACAAGGCUGCUGCCAACAAAGGGAAGCCCAACCCAAAGGAAGCAGCCAACCCGAAGGAUGGAUUCCAACCUCCAAAGCCGAAGUCUAAUGUUGGGGCUGCUGGAAGAGGGGCUGCAGCCCCACCCCCUGGUAACCGACCUGCCGUGGGCCGAGCUGGAGCAGCGGAUAUUGCACGCACAGGUCUCCAUUUCUUGUCACCUCCCCCGCCUUCUGAUGGGUUGCCCCUAAACAAAAAGAAACCCUUGGGUGUGGGCUGUGUCGCUAACAGAGACACGAGUGUUAACCAAGUGAAUAAAAUUGCAUCGUACCAAAUGAGGGCCGGCGCUAAGCACCCGUUAUCACCAAUAGGACAGAUAUCACACAAGAGCAAAUCAAAUUAUCAUCUCAGCUCAAAAGACAGUGUCACAAAACAUUGCAGCAGUCGGAAUUCGAACGUUCCCGCUAAGUUCUGUCACAACUGUGGAACGCAGUACUACGUUACCACGGCAAAGUUCUGUUGUGAAUGUGGAAUUAGUCGAAUUGGAAUAUCCUGAAACCUAUAUAGUUUUAUGAUUUUUUAAAAUUAUUAUUAUUUUGAUGAUUUAAAAAAAAAAAAAAUUUAAGAUUUGUUAAAAAAAAAUAAAAAACUGAAGAUAUGUAAUUAUUUAUUAAGAAUUUUUUGUCAUUUAUUAAGAUUUUUUUUGUUAUGUAGCAAGAUUUUUUUGGGGUUUGUUUUUAAAUUCAGAUUUGUUCUUGAUAUUUAUUUUAGAUUUAGUAGAGAUUAUUUUGUUUUCCUGUAAAGGAACAACUAAAAGUGAAUAUCUAACCAUAGCUACCAGUGUCCAUUUUGGAUACUGCAUGGUAUUCUAAAAGAAAUCAUUUGUAAUUCUUAGGUUUCUUAUCAAAUAUAUUGUAAAAACGUAAUGAAAUUUGUAUAGGUUAAAAUAGAUAUUUAAUUUGUUCACCUUGUUAUAGAUUGAUAGUGAGCAUACAGUUGACCGUUUCACCGAAUAGGUCCAUGUUUUAUAGAACUCAAAGACUCAAAAUUGAUCAAUUUUCUUAAUGUCAUUAAGUUAGAAUUAUAGUUUGAGCAUUGAAAUCUUUAGACUAUAAAGGCUGGAAUUAUAUUUUUAGCCUUGAAAUAUCCAGAUUGUAAAGGGUUUUUUAAGUAUGGGACAAGAGCUCAUUUGUUCAUGUUAAUUAUUUCAACCAAUGUCAGAAUAUUUCAACGAUGAAUUUGAAAUUAACGUCAUUCGGUUGGAGUUAUAUUUUGAUAUCUCUAGAUUGUAAAGGUUGGAAUUAUAUUUUGAGAUCUCUAGAUUGUAAAGGUUGGAAUUAUAUUUUGAGAUCUCUAGAUUGUAAAGUUUUUUAAGUAUGGACCAAAGCCUCGUUUGUUCAAAUGUUAGUUAUUUCAACCAAUGUUGGAGGAAAUUUCAACCGUGAAUGUGAAAUUAAUCACAUUUAGUUGGAAUUAUAUUUUGAGUCUUGAAAUCUCUAGAUUAUAAAGGUUGAAAUUAUAUUUUGAGUCUAGAAAUCUCUAGAUUGUAACGGUUGGAAUUAUAUUUUGAGAUCUCUAGAUUGUAAAGUUAUUUAAGUAUGGGCCAAGGGCUCAUUUGUUCAAAUGUUAUUUCAACCAAUAUCAGAGGAAAUUUCAGCCGUGAAUUUGAAAUUUAUGUCAUUCAUUUGGAAUUAUAUUGUGAGCCUUGAGAUCUCUAGAUUGUAAAGUUUUUUAAGUAUGGACCAAAGGCUCAUUUGUUCAUGUUAGUUAUUUCAACCAAUGUCAGGAAAUUUCAGCCAUGAAUUUGAAAUUAACGUCAUUCAAUUGGUAUUAUAUUUUGAGUCUUGAAAUCUCUUGAAAAGGUUGGAAUUAUAUUUUGAGAUCUCUAGAUUGUAAAGCUAUUUAAGUAUGGGCCAAGGGCUCAUUUGUUCACGUUAGUUAUUUCGACCAAUGUCAGAGAAAAUUUCAGCCGUGAAUUUGAAAUUUAUGUCAUUCAUUUGAAAUUAUAUUGUGAACCUUGAGAUAUAUACAUGUAGAUUGUAAAGUUUUUAAAAUAUGAACCAAAGGCUCAUUUGUUCAUUUUAGUUAUUUAUACCAAUGUCCGAGAGGAAAUUUCUACUGAAUUUAAAAUCAUGCAAAUAUCAAUUGAGGAGAAAUAUUAAAACUUUCACCUAUCAGCAUCUUACGGUAUUCAUAAUAAAGCAAACUGAAUUUUUAUUUUUUUAGCACUUUGCUAAGAAAAUUUAAAUAAAACCUUUUUCGCUAAUCUUUUGCUGGAUUAAACUUGUUUCAAACAGCUUAGGUUAGCGUAACCAUGGUCAGAAAAAUCUUGGAUGGCUUAACCAUAUUUAAAAAAUAUUUGGGUAGCUUUUACUUAUGUUAAAAUUGUUUUUAAAUGUGUUAGUUUAACUUUGAAAAACCUGGGUAGCUUACACAUUUUUUUUUUAAUUUGAGGUAGCUUAAGAAAACUUCUAAGAAGCUUAACCAUUUUUUUAAAUAUCUGAAAAGGCUUAAGAAGCUUAACCAUGCUUUGAAAAAUCUGAAGUAACUUACUGAUGUUUUUAAAGAUGUUUGGGUAGCUUAACAAAACUAUAAAAAGUCUGCGAACUUUCAAUAAUUUUAUCUUAUUUUCAACAUAGUUACUUCAUCUGAUUGCAUUUCAUGGGAUAUGGUAAACCUUAAUACCUAAAAUGGCCUUUUCUGAUUUAAUUUAUUAUGUUUGUUUUUUUGUUUUUGUUUUUACAUAGAUAUAUAAGAUAUACAAUUCUGUUUUUAAUAAGGCUAUGGAUUUCCCCCGGUCUGCUGUUGAUAAUGAUAGUCUGUCCUAUAAAAAAAACCCCAGCAGUCUGUAAAUCACUGUGUUUGUCAAGACGUAUCUAUGCACGAAUUUCUAGAAUAUGUAUAGUGUAUACAUGUAGUGUUAGUCUGCUCAUUCUUGUGUCCUGUGUGCCUGUUUGUUGUGUGACUGUAUUGUAACUCUCAGGACUAUCGGCCAAUAUUUGUAACUUUUAAAUUAAAAAAAAAAAUUGGGGGUGGAGGAAUUUUUGCAUUUAAAUUUUUUAAAUACUAGAGAAAAAGGGUAUGUGUAUUUAUUUUAAGGUCAGGAAUAAAUGGGUUUUUUUAAGGGGUGGGAGAGGGGCAUUAUCAGUUUUAUAAGAAAACUGAUGAAUGGGAUUUAAUUUGUCCAUAAGACUAGAGCCAAGGGGGUGCUUGGAUUUAUUUCAAGGUCAGAAAUAUUUGGCCAUAUUUUUAAAGGAGUUGAGGAGGGAGGGGGCAUUUUCUUUUCUUUUUGUUUUGUUUAAACUGAUGAUGGGAAUUUAAUUUGUCCAUAAGACUGGAGCAAAGGGGUGCUUGGAUUUAUUUCAAGGUCGCUCCAGGUCAGAGGGUUUAAUCUAGUUAAAUUGAGGCCAAUGGGCUUAUUAAGCCUUUUAAAGUUUGGGCUGAAGUCUUUCAUAAUGUCUUGAGAUGACAUGGCAACACUAUACAAAUUACAGAUUUAUGUUUAGACUCCAAAGUUUUAAAAGCACAGAGCAGGAUUUCUACCAAUAAACUUUAAUCGAAAGACAACAUAUUAUCAAUGACAUGUUAACAUUUUUUUGAUAUUUUGUAAAAAAAAAAACCCAAGCCCUAUGGAUUUUACAUUCUGUUUUUUUAAAUAAAAUUAAUACUAGCUCUGUGGAUUUUAAGGUCUAUUUUUUUGUUUGUUAUAAACACUAUCCCUAUGGAUUUUACACUUUUUUUUAUAUAUAUAAAAUGAAUACUAGCUCUAUGGAUUUUAAGUUCUAUUUUUUUAAAUAAACACUAUCCCUGUGGAUUUUACAUUCUAUUUAUAUAUUGUGAUAUUAAAUGUUUUUCAUUUAACUUGUGAUGCAUUGAGAUCACAUCAGACUGCUGUUCAUAACUAUGCACAUUUCAAUCUCACUGGAUAAGAAAUGAGAUUAAAGUUUGCGGUAUGCGGGUUUCGAAAUUAUCAUUUGCCUGAUCGCCCGACCAUUAUUGGCCAAGGACAACUGAAUUUUACAAAGGUAGUCCAUUUACAAAGGUAGUCCAUUGAGUGACCAUCAAUUUUGGAAAAAUGACCAUCUUUUUCAACAUUAAUAACAUGAAACCAUGCCCAUUAUUGGCCAAGGACAACUGCAUUUUACAAAGGUAGUCCAUUUACAAAGGUAGUCCAUUGAGUGACCAUCAAUUUUGGAAAAACGACCAUCUUUUUCAACAUUAAUAACAUAUGAAACCAUGCCAAAAACUGCCUCCAAACUUUAUAUACUCAAUACAGGAGAUCACAAAUUAAUAAAUUAUUAAAGUAAUAUAAAUAAAAGUUAGUGUCCUUGUUUCUUUCUUUUUAACGAGGACAAGGAAGUAAUUUAAUGAGCUUCAUCAGAAACAGCUGUUGUAGCGCCUCACUUGAGUGCCGUUUCCGACUUGUGCCAGCUCCAUUGCCCAAGACAGUAGUACUUUUUACUCUUGGACAUAAUAUUUAUGUUGUAGUGGGUUUCCUCUCUAAGACUAUAUGUCAAAAUUACCAAAUGUUUGACAUCCAAUAGCUGAUGAUUAAUGAAUCAAUGUGCUCUAGUGGUGUCGUUAAACAGAACAAACUUUGAACUUUUAUUAUUUAUGUAAUAUGUGUAAAUUCCUCCUCAUUUGGGAGAGUACUAGAAAAUAUUGAACAGGCAUCCAUUUCACUCAUAAUAAGGAAAGCUCUUUUCAGAUCAGUUCAUUUCAAUAAUUUAUUUUUCACAUAUCAGUCAUAAAUAUCAUUAACAUGAAUAUAUACAUUUAAUGAAAUGUGUGUCCAAUAAUCAUUCAAUCUGGUUUACUUUCCGUUUUUGUCCCGAAGGCUUAUAAAUGACCUAUCAUAAUACAUGUAAUUCAAAUUUUACCUGCCCCAUCUGUUAGAUAUUAUUUCCACGGUAACAGUGCCAGUCCAGUGAGAUAUUUUAUCACAUAGUUGCUUUUAUUAGUUUAUAUUUAUAAUAAUAUUAUAUAUUAUUGGUGUAUGUUGGGUGUGUAUUUAGGUUAAACAAGCAUUGUUAAAGUUCAUAGUCUAUAAGGAAAACAGGUGUUGUUACAUUUCAUAGUCUAGCAAACAUAGGAUAUUCAUUUCUUCAAAUAUACUUCAGCGUUUUACUUAUGUGGUUAUUCUUUUGAGUGUAGUGUGGUUAUCGACAGCAAAUACACGUACCGAGGUAACGCAAUCUUGAACUUGUCUCAUUUAUAUCCCGUGAUUAUUUAUUUCUGUCAAGUAUAAUAUUGACAUGGUCUAUGAUUAUUUAUUAAUAUUUAUUAUAUCGAGCAUAAUGUUUAAAUAUUCUAUGAAUAUUUAUUUCCGUAAAAGUGUAAUAUAGAAAUUUUCCAUGAAUGUUUGUUCCAUACAGCACACUGGUGAAAUUCGUAAAUAUUUCUCUCUCAAUGUGUAAAGUUGAAAAGUUCCACGAAUAUUUGUUUCCGUAGAGUUGUAAUGUCAACAGUUGAACUUUUCACUUGUUGAAGAUGGAAGUCACUGCUUCAUGUAAUUCUGUUUUAAUCUUCAUAACCAUCGAUAACCAAAUCUAUGGUUCGUUUAAUGGUUUAAUUUUGUUUGUUUAAUGGUUUUUAUUUUUAUUUUAUUAAAUGUUGUAAAGUUACAUAUAUUCAAAUUUCAUAUUCGUUUUUGUUUUAAUCACUCUUUUGUUCCAUUUUUAUAUUAAAAUUCUUCCACAAGGCAACAGAAGUAUGUGCGAGGACAUUAAAAACUGUGUUUAUCAGUUUUGUAUUUUAUUUAAAAAAAUGUUUCUCGUCUGUGACGAAACACAAUAGUAUUGAUACUUCUUUUUUUUGCAUUUCUAGAAGUCUGCAUUAUGCAUUUACAAUCUUUUCUCAAAACUGUUAGUGCUAGACCCAUUCAAGAGUUAUAGAUUACAAUCGCCAUGGUUACAGGAACAGAACUGACUACUGCUCAAAUAGUAAAGAUUGUACUAACAAAACAUACAAUGUACAUGUAUUUUGUGUCAUCAUGCCCUUUUUUUUAAUGAGAAUAUUCAACCAGUGAUUGCAGUUUGAAGAAAUGAAUAUGCUAAUUAUGUGUACAUUAAAUUGGAGACUGUCUGAGAAUGCAAGAAUUAAAAUAUUGAAACUGUUAAAAUUUUAGUGUUAGCCAGAUUUAUUUUGAUUUUUUUUUCUUCUAGAUUACUGGACAAUUAUUUAGAAAACAAUUAAGUUAAUUCAAUCAAGGUGUAAUAUUCUGUGACCUUGGAAUAAGAUAUCAUUUUAUAUGUUGAGAGUAUUUUAUAUGUUUAAAAAUUCUAAAUAUAUCGCCAGGUACAAUAUAUGAGGUUGUAUUGCAUAUUCAUAAUCAUGUUAAAUGGAUUAGUUUAGUUUAUGUGUAAAUUUGAUUUCUUCAUACAUGUAAGAGUUGAUAUUCAGCCACAAAGAAAUUAUGAAACACUGAAAGCUUUUUGUCUUUUCUUUUUUUGGGUGGGGGGGGGGGGAAUGGGGGGUGUAUUUUAUCAAAAUAUUUGCAACCUUCUCGUCUGUAUUUCAAACCGUUAAAAAGGCAAUAACUUGUAGGAAUUUCAAGGAAAAUGGACCGAAAUGUUUCGACAGUUUGAAACCAUUUUCCAAGUUUCCCAAGAAUGUAUGGGAAGAUUUACUUACAUUAAUCAAAUAAUCGACGGGAAUCUUAUCUAUGUUGACAUGAAUUAUUUCCGUAUUUUAAAUUGCUUAAAUUAAAAUACAUGUAGUAUUGGAUUUUUGAAAUAAACUGUUUUAGCACAUACAGCAAUUUUGGAAUUUUCCCCAAGAAGACUCAAGUCUUAUUCAUGUUUUAAAUAGUUUUUUCUAUUUAUGAAUGUUUUAAAAAUUAUAUGUAUUAGCACUUGUUCGCCAGCAAGUCUUGGAUCAUGUCAAUAUUUUAAAUUGAUUUUUCUAGUUUAGGACAGUCAUGGAUAUUUUAACACAAACUGUUAUGACAUAUGUCACAGUUCUGGCAUUCUCUGACAGUCAGGUUUGCAUAUUUAUUAUUAUUAUUACUAUUAUUAUCUUUACUACACUUCUCUCCGUCCAGAUCGCUUUUUGUAAGCAGUGAUAGAUCUCAUUUAUGUUGCCAUAAUAAUCUCUAGCCAGACCACAAUAAACUGGUAUAUAGUGAAA